Messenger RNA from Lotus japonicus, 2959 nucleotides. Its product is annotated as pollen receptor-like kinase 3. Gene Ontology annotation, biological process: protein phosphorylation. Lineage: Eukaryota; Viridiplantae; Streptophyta; Magnoliopsida; Fabales; Fabaceae. The record is from RefSeq and is a predicted model, not a curated record. Gene Ontology annotation, molecular function: protein kinase activity; protein binding; ATP binding. Bases 331 to 2352 code for a protein of 673 amino acids. The transcript has 2 exons.
AAGCAAGGUUGCAUCAACUGGAUCCCCUGUCCUAUAUCAGCUCCAAAGUUAUCGGAACAAACCAGAGAUGAAGAAAAGUUCUAUUCUUAGAAGCUCAUGGUAUUUCUGGCAAAACACCAUCAUCACCAAUCCCCUCUCUCUCCAAGUCCCUCCUCCCCAACAAGCUCAAGCACAAACCUCAAAGAACAUCAUGACACACCUCUCUCUGACCACCCAAAACCAACAACAACAACAACAACAUCAACAACCAAACAACCUCAAAAAAAAACACCACCACCUUAACCUCUCCGAGCAGCGGUCCACCAUUCUCACCGGUCGUGCCACCAAGCAAUGGCCGCUGUUCGCACCUUCCACCACCACAACAACCACCACACCCACCACCUCCUCCUCUGUCUCUUCCUCUUCCUCUUCAUCUCCCUCUCCCUCUCCUCAGCCUCAGAGACUCAAUCCCUCCUCAAGCUCAAACAAUCCUUCACCAACGCCGACAAGUCCUUAGCCUCAUGGAUCCCCAACGUGUCCCCAUGCUCCGGCACCUGGACCGGCGUAAUCUGCUUCAACAACAUCGUCACCGGCCUCCACCUCUCCGACCUCAACCUCUCCGGCACAAUCGACGUCGAAGCUCUCGCCGAGAUUCACGGCCUCCGAACUCUCAGCUUCGUCAACAACUCCUUCUCCGGCACAAUCCCAAGCUUCAACAAGCUCGGACCCAUCAAAUCCCUCCUCCUCACCCAGAACCACUUCUCCGGCCCCAUCCCACAAAACUUCUUCUCCACGUUAUCCUCCCUCAAGAAACUCUGGCUCUCCGGCAACAAAUUCUCCGGCGAAAUCCCCGUCUCCUUAACCGAACCCGACCUCCUCAAAGAGCUUCACCUCGAAGGAAACCAGUUCACCGGCCGACUCCCUAACCUGAAACAAGACUUCCGAUCAUUCGACGUGUCGCACAACCAGCUCGAAGGUCCCAUCCCGGAAAGCUUGUCGAAAUACGGCGUGGUGUCGUUCUCCGGCAACGAAGGUCUCUGUGGGAAGCCGUUGGAUAAGCCAUGUUCCGGCGGCGGUGACGAUUCGUCUUCUUAUUACUCCAUUCCGACAGGCUCUGGAGUCGGAGGCGGCGACGGCGGUUACGGGUCAAGCUGGGCGGCGAAGGUGAUUGUGAUCCUCCUUCUGGCGGUUAUCGCGGCGGUGAUAUUCCUGUUCGUGAAGUCCAGACGGCGGCACGAUGAUGAUUUCAGCGUGGUGAGCAGGAACAGUAGUAGCAGCAUGGACGAGCUGGUGCAAGUGCAUGUACCCAGCUUCAAGAGCAGUAGCAGCUUCAGGGGCGGUAGCAGCAGCGGCGGUGUUGUUAAUAGAAGCUUAUCCGCCUCUCGGUCCAUGUCGUCGACGUCGGGGCCGGCGGGGAGGAAGGAGUCGUCAUCUUCUUCGCAUGGUAAGAAGGGAGGAGGAGGGACGAAAGGGGGAGCUGUGGGGGAUCUUGUGAUGGUGAAUGAGGGACAAGGGGUGGCGUUUGGAAUGCAGGAUUUGAUGAAGGCGGCGGCGGAGGUUCUGGGGAACGGUGGUUUGGGGUCGGCGUAUAAGGCCGCCAUGGCGAAUGGGUUGAGUGUGGUGGUGAAGAGGAUGAGGGACAUGAAUAAGAUUGGUAGAGAUGUGUUUGAUGCUGAGAUGAGACAGUUUGGGAGGAUCAAACAUCCUAACAUCUUGACUCCAUUGGCUUACCAUUAUAGGAAAGAGGAGAAGCUCUUUGUCACUGAGUACAUGCCCAAAGGAAGCUUGUUAUAUGUCUUGCAUGGUGAUAGAGGAAUAAUCCAUGCUGGUCUGAAUUGGCCUACCCGUUUGAAGAUUGUUAAGGGGAUAGCAAGGGGAUUGGGCUUCCUUUACACUGAGUAUUCUACCUACGACCUUCCCCAUGGGAACCUUAAAUCUAACAAUGUUCUGCUAACUGAUGAUUACGAGCCUCUCUUGAGUGACUAUGCUUUUCAACCACUAAUCAACCCCAACAUUGCAGUGCAGUCAAUGUUUGCCUACAAGACCCCAGAUUACGUGCACGGCCAGAAAGUUUCACAGAAGACUGAUGUUUACUGCUUCGGAAUCAUCAUUCUUGAAGUCGUUACCGGAAAAUUCCCUUGUCAAUAUCACAGCAAUGGCAUGGGUGGGACUGAUGUUGUGCAGUGGGUUUUCACUGCGAUCUCUGAGAGAAGAGAAGGAGAAUUGAUUGAUCCUGAGCUACAAAGUGAAACAAAAUCGCUCAACCAGAUGCUGCAGCUUCUCCAAAUUGGGGCUGCUUGCACGGAAGGCAACCCUGACCGAAGACUGCACAUGAAGGAAGCUAUUAGAAGGAUAGAGGAGGUACAGGUUUGAAGGUUAUGUCAAUAGCUUAGUUAAAAGUUUCUUCAGUAGGUGAGAAUUGCAGGCCUUGGAAAUAUUACAAAGUGCCAAUUUCAUGAAUGAUUAAGCAGUGAUUUGUACAAGAGUAACACACAGGGAUGAAAUGAAUGUAGGAAGGGGGGGAAAGAUGGAUAGGAAGAAAGAUUGGAUAGCUUCACAAAGCAAUUCAGUUUAUAAGAAAGGUGAUAAUAAACCUGAUGAAACAAUGGCUUGGAAGGACCACAGGUGAAGUGUUGACAUAUCUUUAUCUCAGCCCUAAAAUUAUUAAACUCAAACCAUGUUUACUUUCAAGAGGUCUGAAGCUUGGAACGUUUCUCAUGUUUGUCCUAUUGAAAGAUAGCAUAAUAUCAAAGUGCAAGCUAAGUCUCAACAUAUUGACACUAGGAAAGUAUCUGCAAUUCUCAUAAAUAUAACAUUUUUGGACAGCAUCCCUUAAAUUUGUAAAGACUUUUUAUUUUAUUUUUUAGUUUUCCUCUUUGUAUAUCAAAAUAGGAUAAUGCUUCUGUUUCUACUCACUAUCCAUUCAUAUGUUCUUAUGUAAACUUAUUAUAUUAGGCAAUACAAGUUUGAUUUAUGAAAU